UCUGAUUAAGCUUUAGAGAGUACACUUAAAAAGUAGUAAUAUAUUAGUCCACAUCAAAAUUAACAUUAAUAUUUGAUACUAGUAAACCCACAUGGAACCAGGGGACCCAAAUUCCCAACAACAUGACCCCUCCGACAACCCUAACGACGUCGUAUCCGGCGAGGGAGACGACUCCUCAGCUGAAACUGAUCUCACUCUUUCAGCAAGUGCAACCCCUUCAGAAACCAAUCCCCAAACUUCACCUCCCAAAACGACACCCGAAGCCCCCGUUUCGGACUCCCAAGAUGACUCCUCCGACCCAAUUCAAGAAGAUGAACCGCCUCAAAACCCUAACCCGACCGAACCCGGCCCAACCGAACCCGGUCCGCCUGCCAAGAAACGACGCCGCAGGAAGAAAUUCUUCACGGAGCUCAACGGAAAUCCUUCGCUCAACAAGAACCGCCGGUCGGAAAUGGCGAAAGACGUCGACGUCGAAGCUCUGAUCGCUAUCUCGGUUGGAUUUCCGGUUGAUUCGCUUACCGAGGAGGAGAUCGAAGCCAAUGUUGUAUCCACAAUCGGCGGUGUUGAGCAAGCUAACUAUAUUGUGGUUCGGAACCACAUUCUGACUCGGUGGCGGUCCAACGUGUCGGUCUGGUUGACCCGUGACCACUCGCUCGAGUCAAUUCGGUCAGAACACAAAGGCCUUGUCGACUCGGCUUACCAUUUCCUUCUCCACCACGGUUACAUCAAUUUCGGGCUCGCUCCGGCCAUAAAAGAAGCCAAGUUGAAGUCUUUCGACGGAAUUGAGAAGGGCAAUGUGGUAAUUGUAGGUGCCGGUCUCGCCGGUUUAGUCGCGGCGAGGCAAUUGGUGUUUAUGGGAUUCAAAGUCGUAGUCUUGGAAGGUAGGGCACGCCCCGGCGGCCGCGUGAGGACGAAGAAAAUCAACGGUGACGGUGUGGAGGCCGCGGCGGACCUCGGUGGAAGCGUCCUCACCGGAAUAAAUGGCAACCCACUUGGGGUUCUGGCAAGGCAAUUAGAGUUGCCACUUCAUAAGGUGAGAGAUAUAUGCCCUUUGUAUUUACCAGAUGGGAAGUCAGUGAAUUCUGAAAUUGAUUCUAAAGUAGAGGUUUCGUUUAAUAAGCUAUUGGAUAGGGUUUGUAAGCUUAGGCAUGCUAUGAUAGAAGAAGUUAGAUCAGUAGAUGUUCCCUUAGGGACCGCCUUAGAAGCGUUUCGGCGUGUUUAUAAUGUGGCUGAGGAUUUGGAAGAGCGAAUGUUGUUGAAUUGGCAUCUGGCCAAUUUGGAAUAUGCUAAUGCUUCGUUGAUGUCUAAUUUGUCAAUGGCGUAUUGGGAUCAGGAUGAUCCUUAUGAGAUGGGGGGCGAUCACUGUUUUAUUCCAGGGGGGAAUGAGACAUUUGUCCGUGCCUUAGCGGAGGAGCUUCCCAUUUUUUAUGAGAGGACUGUGGAUAGUAUUAGGUAUGGGACGGAUGGGGUGUUGGUUUAUGCUGGUGGGCAGGAGUUUCGCGGUGAUAUGGUGCUUUGCACCGUGCCAUUGGGCGUGCUUAAGAAGGGAAUGAUUGAAUUCUUCCCUGAGCUUCCUCAACGGAAGAGAGAUGCGAUUCAGAGGUUAGGAUUCGGGUUGUUGAAUAAGGUUGCCAUGUUGUUUCCGUAUAAUUUUUGGGGUGGAGAUAUUGACACAUUUGGGCAUUUGACUGAAGAUCAGAGUAUGAGAGGGGAGUUCUUUUUGUUUUAUAGCUAUUCUUCUGUGUCAGGAGGCCCACUUCUUGUUGCACUUGUGGCAGGAGAUGCUGCAAUCAAGUUUGAGAUGAUGUCACCUGUGGAGUCUGUGAGAAGGGUGUUAGACAUAUUGAGGGGUAUCUUUCAUCCAAAAGGGAUUACUGUUCCAGAUCCUGUUCAGGCAGUGUGUACUCGUUGGGGGAAGGAUCAUUUCACUUAUGGAUCUUACUCUUAUGUCGCAAUAGGCUCUUCGGGGGAUGACUAUGAUAUUCUUGCGGAGAGUGUGGGAGAUGGGAGGGUGUUCUUUGCUGGAGAGGCAACUAACAAACAGUAUCCAGCGACAAUGCAUGGAGCUUUUCUUAGUGGGAUGAGGGAAGCUGCUAACAUGCUUAGAGUGGCCAAGAGAAGGUCAUUAAUUCCAGCUGAUAAAUUAAAUAAUGUGAGUGAGGAAAGUGACAAUUUGAAUAAAUUGUUUGAGACCCCUGACCUGACUUUUGGGAGCUUCUCUGUUUUGUUUGAUCCAAGGUCAAAUGACCUUAAUUCCAAUUCAUUGUUAAGGGUGAAAUUUGGAGGGGAGAAAUUGGACUCCGGCGGUCUCUGUCUUUAUGGCUUGAUUUCUAGGAACCAGGUCAUUGAGCUGAGUCAGGUAGAUGGCGAUGGGAACAGGAUGAGGAUGUUAAAUCAUGACUUUGGGGUGAGAUUGGUUGGGAGGAAAGGCUUAUCUGGUGUGGGGGAGUCUGUAAUAUCUCACAUAACAUUAGCUAGAUCCAACCAAAAUGGUGGAAUUAAAGAUAAUGCUGCAUAGAUGGAGAUCAUUAAGUGAUAGGUGUUAGUGGCUAACUCACUGCUUGUAGGAAAUUCCUUAGACUAGCUCGAGGGAAUUCACACUCUCAUUUGAGUUGAGCAUAUGAUUAAAGUUGGACCAAAGCUGCUUCAUCAUGUAUAGUACUUGCGUGCUCAGAAGACUAUGUUUAAAAUCAGGAUCGAGUUGGUCCAAAAUUUUUUUUUUUUAUUGCCUUUGAUUUAUUAUUGAAUUCCCCUUGGGACGGCAAGAAUUUUUUUAAUAACUAAUUGGGAGUUAUGUAUCUUCUUAGAUUGUUGUAAAUUACUAAAUUUUCAUGAUUUGGUUGAA
This is a messenger RNA of Quercus lobata, 2845 nucleotides long. RefSeq names its product LSD1-like 1 (gene LDL1). Gene Ontology annotation, molecular function: protein binding; oxidoreductase activity. Gene Ontology annotation, cellular component: nucleus. The transcript has a single exon. The record is from RefSeq and is a predicted model, not a curated record. The coding region runs from base 92 to 2518 and encodes 808 amino acids. NCBI's taxonomy places the organism in Eukaryota, Viridiplantae, Streptophyta, Magnoliopsida, Fagales, Fagaceae.